This is a messenger RNA of Ictalurus furcatus (blue catfish), 2994 nucleotides long. It is a transcript of the gene rab4b, whose product is annotated as RAB4B, member RAS oncogene family. Gene Ontology annotation, molecular function: GTPase activity; GTP binding. The coding region runs from base 141 to 782 and encodes 213 amino acids. Gene Ontology annotation, cellular component: endosome. NCBI's taxonomy places the organism in Eukaryota, Metazoa, Chordata, Actinopteri, Siluriformes, Ictaluridae. The record is from RefSeq and is a predicted model, not a curated record. Gene Ontology annotation, biological process: regulation of endocytosis; Rab protein signal transduction. The transcript has 8 exons.
GCGGUAGAGGAAAGUAGCUAGCCUGGUGGCUAACGUCAUUGGAGUCUGAGUGCCGUGAAACGGAGUGGCAACAGAGUAGUUUGGGAGGAAAAGCUGUUACAACGCCAUUGAGUACACCUCGGUUUAAACGUGUGGUCGCCAUGUCCGAGACAUACGAUUUCCUGUUUAAGUUCCUUGUGAUUGGCAGCGCGGGGACUGGGAAAUCCUGCCUCCUUCAUCAGUUUAUUGAGAAUAAGUUCAAGCAAGACUCCAAUCACACCAUCGGCGUGGAAUUUGGUUCGAGAGUCGUCAAUGUUGGUGGAAAAACAGUCAAACUGCAGAUCUGGGAUACGGCAGGACAGGAGCGCUUCAGGUCAGUGACUCGUAGCUAUUAUCGGGGCGCAGCUGGGGCUCUCCUUGUCUACGACAUCACGAGUCGAGAGACCUACAAUGCUCUGACUAACUGGCUGACGGAUGCUCGGACACUGGCCAGCCCCAACAUUGUCAUCAUCCUUUGCGGCAACAAGAAAGAUUUGGAUGCAGACCGUGAGGUCACCUUUCUGGAAGCAUCUCGUUUUGCCCAGGAGAAUGAGUUGAUGUUUUUGGAGACGAGCGCAUUAACUGGGGAGAAUGUCGAAGAGGGUUUUCUCAAAUGUGCCCGCACAAUUCUUAAUAAGAUAGAAUCUGGUGAGCUGGACCCUGAAAGGAUGGGCUCUGGUAUCCAGUAUGGCGAUGCGUCCCUGAGGCAGUUGAGGCAGCCACGGGGCUCUGCUGCACAAACCAAGCAGCAGUGUAACUGCUAGGGCUGGGACACACUCCCUGUCCCUGCACACAACCUCUCCUGCUUCAGCUCCAGGUGUGUCUGGGUGUCAUCCUUUCCCCCUUAAACCUGCUGAAACACCUAGAAACAUCUGGAUCACUUUUUAUGAAGUCAAUCUGCAACCUGCAUCUGCAACCACUGAGUUUGUGGAGUGACCCAGUGGUCAUGGAAAGGCACCUCUGAUCAAGUAAAGGGAUGGUAAAAGUGGUGUGGAGGAAUCUUGCAGAUUUAACCUUAUCCUGUGAUGUGUGUGUGUGUGUGUGUGUGUGUGUGUGUGUGUACACAAACACACUCGCAUUGUUCGUGUAGAGUAAACAGUCAUCAGCCUAAUCUCUGUGCACUGGGCUGAAGUGUAGAUAAAAACAUUCUCUAUAUUUCAUACAACGUCACUGACAUCAGCGCAUUAGUUGACUUGCGUAUUCCCUGUUUAAAUGAAGGCUUAUCCAACUCCUAGUAAAUAUUCUUUAAAAUGUCGACAGGGUGGCUGCUUGAAACCAGUCGAAACUAGUUAUUCGAGUUUAUACUGCACAGACCAGUUUUGGGGAAAGUUGACCGUUUCCAGGAAUUCCGCAGCAUUGCCCUGGCUCUGAGAUGAUCUUGCUUGUACGGUACAAUCUGUGUUUUUAGUGAAGGUGCAGUAAAUGUAGGCUAAGCCUUCUAUUUCCUAUAGAUCGUUGUGUCGGCUAUGCACCUAGAUAUAAAUAUUUGCAGCUGAGAACUGUAAGCACAAAAGGGAGAUGGUUGAUCUUCCUCUCCAGAAUUGUGGGUGAUCAAGAUAUAGUGCAUAUCAAUUGUUCACUGCAGAAUGGCUUGUGUAGGUUAUCACACUGAUCUCUUAACCUGCAGAAACCACUUUGCACUGGCUGUGUUAUUAUCCAGUGUAUCUGGCUGUGUUAUUUAUUGAUAUGAAACAAGCCACUAACCUUCUGCAUAUCGAAAAUUUUUAUUUUUAUUUUAUUGAUUUAUCCUUAAACAGAAAGACAACUUGAUGUCAUAUAGUUUAAUGUCGCCAAGCUCCAUGGCCCCAAAAUAUAGCACUCUAUUAUGUUGAAGUUAAAAUGCUAGGAAAUAGUUUUUUUGUUUGUUUGUUUCUGUGCACAGAAAUCUAGAAUAAUACUAUCCCAAAAGAUUUAGGAGGCUUUUUUUGCACUGUGUGAUAAGUUGAGAACCAUUACACACCACAGAGACCAGAAGUCUUCACAAGGCCACUCAACUAGGGGAAUAGCAGUAUGAAUGGUUAGAUAUGUUUGUUCGCCCGCUCUCGCACACCAAACCUUUUUCAGCUUCUGUGUUUUAAAUAUCGUCUCCGUGAUUAUGUGAAGGUUCUCUUUCUGUUCUUUUUUUUUUUCUUCUUCUUUUUUUUUUUAACCCUCUCUGCAAGUGCACUUUUUGACUGUUAAUAUACUGUACCUAUAGAACUGUAAAAUUUGCAGUAAUCAAAAUACUAUAUAGUGACAAUUAUUAUAAGGAGUAAGCAUUCUUUACUAAAAAAAAAUUAAAUAAAUAAUUGCACUUAGUCCAGUACUAUUUCAGUGGUCCAAAAUGAUGUUACUAUGGUUACGCCUAGGUAGUUGGUGAAGACAGUGUAUUGCAAAAUACUGAGCAAUUUAGUUUAAUCCUCACACUGCCUGCAUGGCCUCGGUUCACUGACUUUGUCUGUGCAACUUGAGGGGUAGAAGUCAUUUAGGGGUUAUAUUUAAUAAGGAUUUAACUUCUAUCUUACCUGUUCUGAAAUGUUGUAGUACUAUAACUGGGCAUUUACAGAUGAUAAAUCACUUGACAAACAGCAUUUCUUGACAGUAAAUUGGCACACAUGUUUUGGCAGAUUGAUUUGUUCCUGUAAAUUACAAUGGAGAUCAUGUAUAUGACUCAAACAACAUGAGCUAUAUGCUUAAGCAUAUUACUGCUAACCAAAAAAUGAAACCUGGUCUUUUUGUGUUGAUUUGGACAGCAGUGUCUCUGAUUACAUCUGUCUUUACUCUGGAUGUUUAAAGACUUGCCCAUGUACUGCAGAAACUCAUUUGUUGCUUAGCAACCAGUGUGGUUUUUGUUCACCCAUGAAUACUGUAUAUCUGAAUCAUCCAUGAUGUAAAUAAUAUUGAAUUUGUCUAUUGGAUUGUUCGGGGGGAGGGUGCUUGUUACAUUUUAAGGUUUAACAACUAUAAGUAAAGAUUGCUUGUUUUUUUUUUAUGUUA